Messenger RNA from Symbiodinium pilosum, 558 nucleotides. NCBI's taxonomy places the organism in Eukaryota, Dinophyceae, Suessiales, Symbiodiniaceae. The record is from the annotation of a GenBank genome assembly.
AUGGCUCUAAAAGAUGGUUUAGUGAAGUUGAAAGCCUUUGCAGCGGCGUGGUGGUUCCCAGUUCUGGUUGGCAUCCUUUCUGGAGCCAACCUCUUCCUCCUCGUCAUGUCAGCGCCUUUGGUCAUCCUCUACUGUUCCGCAGUUUUGGCCAACCCGAAGAGAUGGCUGUACACCGCGAUUGCCAACGCUGUAGGGACAGUGCUGGGGUGCCUCAUCCUGGUGAUCCUGAUGGAGGAGCGCGGCAUCGACUUCAUCAAGGAAUCGUUCCCCUCCACCUUCACCAGUAAGUGGUGGUCAUGGUCAGAAGGCAUGAUGCAGGCCUACGGCCCUGUUGCCGCCAUACCCAUCUCAGCCAUGCCCAUCAUCUUGCAUCCCCUGAUCUUCUUCGCGAAGCUGUCAAAGAUGAGUGACUUCGUUCUGCUCACAGCCAUCCUUAUCGGCCGCAUCGUGAAGUACAGCAUCAUGGCACAGAUGGCCCUGACGGCACCCCACCUGCUGAAGUUCUUCGGAGCCUCUCAGGAGGUCAUCCAGGCAGUGAAGAAGACUAAAGCGAACUGA